AUGACGGCCAGUGAUGCUGAUAUGUCCCCAUUUCCAUUCGUUCACUCGUCCCUCCGCCCUGUCCCUCAGUAUCUUCUGCAAGCUAUAGAGUCAAGCCGACAUCGGGUAGAUUUAUCGGAUGCAGAUCUCACCAAGCUCCUUACAGACGUCCAAAAGUCUCGCGAUGACCGGACUCUCCUCCACGACUCUCUGGAGCGCCUCCUACACGAUUUGCGCGCCCAGUCCCACUCACAGGCCUUUCUUACCAGGGUCAAUAAGAGAGACGCGCCCGAUUACUACGAUGUCAUCAAGAAUCCCAUGGACCUGGGUCUGAUGCUCAAGAAUGUCAAGAGCGGCAAGUACCGGAGCAAAGAGGCAUUCCGCAAGGACUUGGAUCUCAUCUGGGACAAUUGUCUUCUGUACAACAAUGAGCCCACACACCCUCUGCGGAUCUCCGCCAACUUGAUGCGGAAGCGGUCGCAUGAUCUCCUUUCCUACAUUCAAGAUUCCCACGAUGUCAAGUCAGCCCUGAACGAGUGGGUUGCAACUCACACCAGCCUCACCCCAGCCGAGGCUAAAGCUCUUCAGCGCGGAGACAUCACAGCCGUGCCAGGGAUCACUCAGAACACCACUUCCACUUUCCUCGGCCCAGUAGCGGCUGCUGCAGCUUCCACUCCAUCAGCACAGCUUCAAGGGCCCUCAGUCCCCUCUCCAGUUGCCAGAGAGACAUCUGCAGCUGGCCCCUCGACUCUCGUCGAUGAAAAGCCCUUCGAAGAGCAGCGGGCCUUCACCGUUGGCUCUGGAGCUUCCCUUGCAGAGACUGCAGUGGCAGACAGGAGGAAAGACGAGAGGAAUCUGUGGGUACUGCAGAAUCUCCUGGGCCAUGACUGGUCGCCCGCGUAUCCAAGUGAGACCAGUCUUGGAAAACGGCGGAUGGUGGUGCAGCCAGUCUUUGAAGCGGAGACUGAUGAUGCUGAGGUGGAAGACAUUGUUCGCAGCCUUGCAGGAGGCAACGCGGUGGAGGCGUCGAGCUCGUUCAAUGCCGUAAGCGGGGCCUCUUCGGCAGUCUACGCUAGCCCUUCCACCAGAGCCAGAUUUGCUAUGUCGCGACUACAGCAAUCGGUGUUCGUUGAAGAACAGAGAGACGGCAGACGGCGGUCGAACGGUUUGCGACAAAAACAACGCAAAUCCCGUACAGAAGCGACUCAAACGAAUGGCGAUGCUUCAGCCCUGCAGCAAGGAUCUCCUUCAGUAGCUCAUGGCGACUCCAAGGCGCCGCAAAGGCGGCGCGGUGUGGACUGCAUGAAGCGCAACAUCAAGACGCACGGAAGGAUGCACAGAUUGAAGCGGAAGUUCGACUUCCUCGACUACUGCAUAGACAACGACCAGCCGCUGCCGAGCUCGCUGCUGAUCGAUUCUGAUGAGGAAGUGGACGAUCUCACCAGUACACAGAGACUCGAGGAAGAGGACGUCAAGCCCCACUGGUCCUCGUCCCAGUACCCUGCAUCCUUGACACGGCGAGGUCCCUCCUUGCAUGUCAACGGUAUGGAAGCAUCUUCCCUACCCAACAGUCAUCCUUCUGCCUCCGGCAGGCUAGAUGCCCACCCUUUUCCCCACAUAUCCCUUCCUGAGGCUCGCUCUGCCCUGCGAGAUCGAGUAUCUCUGCUUUGUGGCAAUGCGGGCUUCGCCUCCUCCCACUCCCGCCCACUGGACAUUCUCAGCAGCGUUCUGGAAGAGUUUCUUUGCAGUCUGGGCCGGUCUCUCCGACUCUACCUGGAUCGGUAUGCAUCUACGACGAUGUCAGCAGAGGAAAUUCUCCUGCAUACUCUCCACACCACAUCUUCUGUCGGGCCAAAUGAGCUUGAAAAGUACCUCUUUGACGACACGGUGCGGUACUCGAACCGUCUGGAAGAUCUGAAGCGGAAGAUGGAGUAUUCGUGGAAGGAACGCAUUGCUAUAGGCGAGGAGAAGCUGGUCAGCGAGGAAGACGCGCGCUUCUUUGGCGCCGAGGGUUCCGAGGACCUCAUGGUGGGCAAUAUCCCCUCUGCGCUGGAUGACGACUUCUUUGGCUUCAAGGCUCUCGGACUGGAUCAGGAGCUCGGUAUGGCGAAUCUCACCAUCCCUGCGCGUCUGUUCCGUGGCCGGGGAGGAGCUGCUGGGCGACGUCCUGGCGAGGCAGGUGGCGCAGGCAAGGAGAAGGAAGGGGAGAAGGAAGCCUUUCCCAGCCCACCACCAUUCAUCCGAAUUUCCGAGUGUGCCCUACCUGCGCAAAUUGGCCUCCUGCGCGGCUUUUACCGGGAUCUAUUGCACCGCAGAGGUCACCGUGGCAGGGAGAAGCGACAGCGGCAGCGUGAGGGCACUGGCGAUGCUGAUGACGAGGCAGAUGGCGAGGAAGAGGAAGACGACGACGAGGGCGUGCUUGCCGUCAGUGAUGACGAAGGAGAGCGAGCGGCAGGCAGCGGCGGCGGUGGCAGUGGAACAAGGGGAGGAGGGGGCGCUGCAUCAUCCGCUGCGGGUCUCAAGAUCGGUCAAGCAGGCAUCAUGCCCAAGAGGGACUUCUGGGUCGAUCCGAGCGUCCUGGCCAGGAACAGCGCAGCCGGAAACGCUUCGGCGGGCGGUGCAGGAACGCAGGUUGGAUCUUCGGGUACUCUGUUUGCCGGCGCAGGGACAUCAACAUACAAUGGCAAGGGUGGUGGUGGCGGUGGUGGUGGAGCGACGGGCAAAGCGAAAGGUGGGCCCGGGAAGAAGGGGAGGACAAAGAAGGAUGGCUGA
This is a messenger RNA of Microstroma glucosiphilum, 2751 nucleotides long. RefSeq lists its product as hypothetical. Lineage: Eukaryota; Fungi; Basidiomycota; Exobasidiomycetes; Microstromatales; Microstromataceae. The transcript has 2 exons. Gene Ontology annotation, cellular component: SAGA complex; SLIK (SAGA-like) complex. Gene Ontology annotation, biological process: regulation of transcription by RNA polymerase II. The coding region runs from base 1 to 2751 and encodes 916 amino acids. Gene Ontology annotation, molecular function: protein heterodimerization activity; structural molecule activity. The record is from RefSeq and is a predicted model, not a curated record.